Molecule: messenger RNA, 13017 nt
Organism: Hylaeus volcanicus
Lineage: Eukaryota; Metazoa; Arthropoda; Insecta; Hymenoptera; Colletidae
Product: homeobox protein abdominal-A homolog
Exons: 3
Coding region: 845-2032 (395 amino acids)
Biological process (GO): negative regulation of transcription by RNA polymerase II; anterior/posterior pattern specification
Cellular component (GO): nucleus
Molecular function (GO): DNA-binding transcription factor activity, RNA polymerase II-specific; RNA polymerase II cis-regulatory region sequence-specific DNA binding
Source: RefSeq, a predicted model, not a curated record
UGCAUGGCCCAUAAAGGAUUCGUCGACUAUCCGAGAAGUACGCAAGAAACGGCUUCUAACACCUGACAGGGGCCACGCUCUUCUCUUCUCUUCUCUCUCCGCGUGCCGUCGCCUCGUUCGCCGUCGCAGCCCAAUUUCCGUCGCUGGGACCGCUGCUUUGGAUCAGCUGGGUGGGCCCGACAACGACGGAAGACCCGCUGCUUUAUCGUCGUCCGUCGUCCCGAUGUGGAAGGAAUCGUAAUUACCAUAAAGGAAUCGUACCGUCCGAACCGAAAUUCAAUCCGCCUGGGACGGUGGAUCGUCGGCCCCGACGGUGCGCGAUCGAUGACACGAUGAUCUGAGAGAUUCGCCGCCGAACGGAAGAUCAAACGAAGCGCUGCCGGUGUGUUCGUCCGCCGUCGCGAGGCGUCCAGUGAUCGUGACCAUACGACGACGCUAUCGUUCCUGUGAUAAUGUGUAAAGUUGCGUAAGUGGCAAUCAAAGUGGGGGUUAAAGGUAACGGAUAACGAAGGGAAAGCCGAAAGACGGCAGGCGAACGACGACGAUCGAGACGAAGAACACGGUGAAAAAAAAACGGAGCUACCGAACACAAGGGGGAGAGGAACCCCCCAGAUACGAGCGGUGUACCCGAGUGCGCGCCAAGGAUAGCUUUGAUCUCGGUUUCGUCGUAAUCAAACGAGUACCCGGUGAAACGAAAACGGUGAGUGCGCGGAAGAUGAAGCAGCAGCAGCUGGCAGACUCGCCAGCGGCACGGUGUCGGUGUUGAGGCACUCGACCCGGUCUCCGUGUCCGGGCGUGUCUUCGGCAUCGAGGCACCGAGAGAUCGGCACCGGUGACAGCCGAUAUGAGUUCGAAAUUCAUAAUCGAUAGUAUGCUACCUAAGUACCAUCAGCAGUUCCAUCAUCAACAGUUGUUCUCGAGCGCGAAUCCAGGCACGAUCCAGGCGUGCACGACUAGCCCGGCUACCGCCAGUUUAGAGUCCAGUUUAUCCGCGGCUGCAGUCGCGGCCGCGGCAGUGAAUUACGCGCAACAGCACAACUCGCCAAGCCCGACAGGUUCGAGUCCACAGCACUCAGGAAGUUCCGCGUCUACGUCACCGGCCGCACGAACAACAUCUAGCAUGUAUCCUUACGUAUCGGCGGCGGCUGCCCAUCACCAUCAUCAGCAGCAGCAAGCCGUCGCGGCGGCGGCUUUUGGAGCCACGUCCAGCAUGGUGCCAGGCUUCGGUUCCACCGCUGCUUCGAGCGCUGCGUUGGCCGCGGCCGCGGCCGUCGACGCCGCAACUGGCGACAAGUCUUGCCGUUACACCGCCAGCCUCACUGGAAAUGUCGCGCCGACAUCCGCCGACCCCAUGGUCAACUAUACCCUCAGUCAUCAUCAUCAGAACGGAGCUACACCCGGCAGCCUGGUCUCAUCGGCAUCCGCAUCGUCCGCCGUCUCAGCAGCCUCCGCGUCCAUGGCCGCCGCCGCGCAGUUCUAUCAUCAGGCCGCCGCAGCGUCGGCCGUCGUCGAUCCCUUGACGUCUUGCCAACAACCCACCACCGGACAGCCCGGCAUCUCGGACAUACCACGGUACCCGUGGAUGUCGAUCACCGAUUGGAUGAGCCCCUUCGACAGAGUCGUGUGCGGGCCGAACGGCUGUCCGAGGCGUAGGGGUCGGCAGACCUACACGCGGUUCCAGACCCUGGAGCUGGAGAAGGAAUUCCACUUCAACCACUACCUGACGCGACGGCGGCGAAUAGAGAUCGCGCACGCCCUGUGCCUGACGGAACGGCAGAUCAAGAUCUGGUUCCAGAAUCGGCGGAUGAAGCUGAAGAAGGAGCUGAGGGCGGUGAAGGAGAUCAACGAGCAGGCCAGGCGGGAACGGGAGGAGCAGGACAUGAUGAAGAAGCAGCAGGCGGAGAAGCAGGCGAAGAUGCAGCAGGAUCAGCAGAGCGCCGCCCUCCAGCAUCAGCAGCAGCAGCAUCACGUCAGCGGCCUGGACAAGACGCAGAGCGAUCUUCUGAAGGCGGUCAGUAAGGUGCCCACAUAGGAGACUUUGCUUGGCCGGUUGUCUUUCUUUUAAAGAAGAAACGAGAGACUGGACGCCGUACCGUAGAUGGGCAGACAUCGACGACGAGUAGCCGGUAAGGUCGCUUAUGUAGAAGACCUUGACGAAAAGAAGCCGUACCUCUUCUUCCUCUUCCGAAGCCGACCAGGAUUCCACGGGGGCUUCCCGAGUGAUCUCUGUUCUCUUUUCCGUUUUGUACUCGAGGUGAAAAGAAAACGGGAAGAAACUUUUCGCGGGGGUUUGGGAGAAGGACUACUGAGACAGUGUGAAUCGAUAAGGGUAACAAAGAGGAGGAAGACGGAGGUAAACGUAGGCGCGCGACGAUGUUUGGGAAGGCUUCGUCUGUCUCUUUUGGUUUCUUUUCUAACGGAAGAAAGGAACGAAGGGAGAAGCAGAAUGCACGCAGAAAAAAACCGCAAAUAAUCGUAUAGAUCGUUAGACAACCCGUAGUAGAAACGCGAAGCGUAGAAGAAGUAAAGCACACCCUCAAACUACGUACUUAUUUGGCUGGGCCAAAGGAGGACCUAGCCUGCGACUGAUUCCUAGAACGUAUAAUGUAUAAUUGUUAAUCGGGCGCUGCGCGACGAGUCACGAGCGACACCAACAGCAACAACAGGACGAGCAGUCGACGCGAGAAAUGAUAACUGCCAAGUACACACGAGGAGCCAACGAUCGCGUCGGGAGAUCAUCGACGACCUAGAAUUAGUUUAAACGAGCGGAAGCCGAAGGAUUACAACGCCAGGCUGUCGGGAGAUGUUGUUUACGGCAGUCGCCGACGAGACGAUCAAUUAAUAGAGACGGAGAAGAUCCGUCUGCGGUAGGGAGCAAUUAAGCGAGGCUGUCGAAGAAUUCGUCUAAUUGCGCCGAACGAUCAAGGGGAGCAAAGGGGUCGGCUCGUCGUCUCCGCCACGCGCGGGGAGCAAGAAUGAAACGUUCACCGAAACGCCUGAGUUAGGAAAGAUUCCCAAAACAUCCAGGUCCAAACGUCAUUCAAUCAAGGGUUAUUCCUCGAGAUAGAGCCAAGACGAACAUGACAGUAUAUACAUCCUAAAGCAGAUGGUUUUUGAGUUAUUUGGAUACGUUGAAACCAGAGAGCAAGGACAACCGAAGGCGCAUGUGCUCCAACGUUCGCCAACGUUCGUCAAGGUUAGAACACAUGUGCCACCGAUAGCCUUGACUCUUCGUUCACACGUAUCUUAGUAUCUGAAGACCUCUGAAUCUCGAUACUCCCUUCGUGACAUCCAGAUACAAAUUUUCAGUCCGUCUGGAACUGUCCACGGGAAUAUGCGAUUCUUGUACACGGGAGUCACCGUUCCUCGAGUUCGAGGCGUCCUUUUCCUCGAGGUAGAGCCAAGGCAGCUCGCUCAGCUGUUCGCGAUGCAACUCGUUGGAACGACGAAUGUAUCUUUCGAGGAAUCGCAUACUCCAGGUAUCUCUCGGGUACGCAUACCUUGUUCGGAUACCGAGGCACGAUCGCCUGGCAGACAGCUGCUGAACGGGCACACACGGUGAUCCGCGGUGCUGGCCAACUUCUUUUGCCCCGAGAGGAAUUUAGUGGUACAAAUCGAUGAUGCCAUUCGCCGAGCUCUCCUUUUACAGAGUUAAUUAGCCGUGGUUUACGCUCGCGAUUACCUCUCUCCGUGACUUCGCGUUGCAAUUAGGCGAAUUAACCGUCGCUACCGAGAAUAUCUCUUGGCGUUUCGACGUCAGCGCGAACCGCGCGGGAGUUUGCCGCGCUGACGCAAAAAUCCUUUUGCCCUGGACCCGUUGCGGAUCGGUGUUUCUUUUCCUUCUUGUUUUUUUUUUAAAUUUCUUUUUUAUUAUUUUGUAACGUUCCCAUGACCCCGAUCGCGCAUGCUCGCGAAACGUUUGAAAAUCAACGGGAACACUGUACAGAGGGCGUCCAGGAAAUCGUGGUACGAUCGGCGAGGAGCAGAUUCGUCGUGAAAAGGCAAGUACACCUUGGUCAAAGAUGACUGCAUACCUUAGCAUAUAAAAAUAUUACUAUUCGUUGAUAAUCGUGACAAAUAAUCGUAUACUUAACUUUGAUAGCAAUUGUUGGCAUUGAAUCUUGUUCUACUCGGUUGUAUUACGAUUUAUCGAACACUCUCUAGAAUUGCUCCGAUUGGAAGAGUCAAGUCAAUCGCUUGGCUUGUCGAUACAGAGAUCAAUUGAACAUUGAACCGUGAAAAUUUAUUUUUUUUACCAAUCAUAAUGAAAGUUUGUCGACCACGAUGAGCAGUACAGUGUUCGUCGAUUUUACCUACGUUUCGCACAGUCGAAGUAUUCCGUAAACUUCUCACACCCUCGGAAAGGAACGCCGAAAGGAGCUAGGAGCAAUUUGAUGGACAAUUAGUUUCGACGAACGGGACAAUAUCGAUUUUAUAGAAUCGAGAAUUGGAAUCUGAACGUUUUGGAUAGAGUCGAUUCGGGACAAGGCUGACUCGUCGACGAGCAUCUGCAUUCGUUUAUAUCGCUUCAGUUAGAUCUCAGAGGAUAUCGCGCAAGGUAUCGCUAAGGCUUUUAUUAAUACAAGAUAACUUGUAUAGAAAGCAGUACGUUUUCCAUAUUAUCUAAGAUAAUUUAUCGAAACGCCAUCCGAGGAUGUUUAUCCUUAGUUGCAUCGCGUUAACGAUCCACGAUAUCGUCCACGGGGGAACUCGGAACGCGACGUUUCGUUGAUAGAAAUUUAUUUUCCGAUCCACGUUUUGUUUUCCCUUUCUAUUAGUUUUGUUCUCUCUGAAUAAUGUUAUUCGCUCACUUCGCGGGUGGUAUGUUAAUUAUUUCUUCUGUUAAUUUUACGUAGUGUUAACAUAGUUUAUAUCGACGACCACAUCGAAUCGAACGGGAUCGCUGGAAAGUACCGAACGACGAUUUCGUCGAGUCUUUGCUUUUGAAAAAAAAGAAAAAAGAUCUUCAAUGUCUCGUUUCGUUUUCAAUCUCUUAUUACAUCGUUUUAUCGUUUCGCCCAUCGUCCACGGGACAGCAACGUUAGACACACAGGUUUUCCAGGAAAAAUGAAAGGGAGAAGGACUGAGAAAUGACUACGAGAAAGCAGAGGUGGGCAAAAUUCUUUCUUAGAUCAAAAUUUACUUCGCUAUUCGUUGAGUAAAAAUUAGUUUCAAUUUCAGAACGAAUUUACGUCACUUGAGUAAAGUGUUUAGUGGAACGAAGUUGUUAUUGUUAUCGGUUAUUCGAAUAAAAGUUUGCCCAUCUCUGAAGGCGUGUUUAGACCAAAGUGCGAAUGCUACUGCCGAGCACAUGCGGUCUAAAUGCUCCUCGAGCAGCAAACGCAUGCGAGAGAAAGAACGACAGUAAUGCAGACUCUCGUACAAAACAAAGACACAUCACCGGACGAGUAUCUCACUCUUAGUACAUUAAAUACGUAAUUUGGUGUCAGGGUAGACCUUUUUCCAUAGAUAUAGAAACCGUUGUUGCUAUUACUUACGGUAGAAUUCGCGAACAAAAAAGAAAGAAGAGGACAAGAGAUAGAGAAACAGACGAAAAGAUACGCAAACCUUCAGAUUCUAUAAAUCAUUACCUAAUUAUUUUUUGUCUCCUCCCCGUCAACGCGAUUCGUACAAAGCAUUCCGACCCCCAUGUAUCUCGAUUCGCGUGUUGACCAGUGUUGUUUUUUUCUCUUUUUUUAAUCGUUUUUAAGAUAGUAUAUUUUUACGGUUAAGUUUGACGAUACUUUGCGCUUCUGGAUCUUCGAUGAGUUGGCGUUUCCACGGAAAAUGAUCGAAUGCUGAAAACUUAUGUUACGUCGAAGAUCGGUUGGCACUUUAAUAUUCCUGUUGAGCGUUUUUACCGUUGCUCGUAGUUCUUACUUCUCUUUUAGUAUCUUCUUUUUUCUUCUUAAGCGUGAAUCGUUAAGUUUCAUCGGAACUCGUUCGCCGAGAAUUAUUUUAAUUGACGUUCAAAGAAUAGGACGCGUUGAAAUAUCGCGGAAAACAUAUACGUAACUCGAACCAAGAGAUGGAGCAAGACGAAAACAAUGAAUUAAUUUUUUUGCUCACGAAGGCGGGGAAUCCGUUGUACGAAUCGUCCAGUGACUAUCUAUUUACAUGUAAAAUCAUAGUGUACACAAUACCACAUUAUAUACAUAUAUAUAUAUAUACAAAUAUAUAUAAAUAUAUAUAUGAACAAACGGGGAAAAAAAUCUGUUGCACCGUGCUUUAAGGACAAAGAAACAAAUGAUUUUGAUAGUAGCGUCGUAAGAAUUUAGGAUACGUAUGACUCGUACGUAAUUAAAACGAAUAAACAAUGAUAGCGGAAGGCGAUCAGGCUGCAUAAGUGGAUGGAGAGAAGUUGCUACGAAACGGUGAAAAAAAUUAAAUAAUAAAUAAGACUUUGUUUACGGUUCACACGGGGAAAGUAUGGGAGAAUUUUUAGGCCAGCGAGCACCUAAACUAAAAUAGUGAAAAAAAAAUGAAUAAGUAAUAGACACACGUCCGUAAUCAUGGCGAGAUUAGCGUCGUUUUAGGGGAAAUCUAUAAGGGGAAAAAAAGAUAAGUAAAAAGUGGAUAGAAAUUCAUAUUAAAUACUGUACCGCUAAUUAACUAAACUAAAGUACUAUUAUAAAUAAAUACUCCCGUACGUAAAGUUUAACGAUUAAGCUCCGAGCAUGCGAGUCCACGGACAAGAUGUACUCGCGUUAAUACUUCCUCCUACCUUCCAACACCCUCCCCCGCCCAAUUCCUCGCCCCACAUAGCGAUGUACCAGUACAUACCGUAAUCGUAACGAUGUUUUAACGUAUAGUGGGCAAGAUAAAUCGAUGCAAAGAAAGAAAAUAAAAAUACGCGAACGACGUAGAAUAUAAUAUAAACAAGUUUGUAAGGUACAAGUGUAGGUUGGCAGAAGGAUAAUCGACGUUUCGAGGGGAACGGGGGUAUAGUUGCCGCUGGGCUCCCAAUUACACUGACGCUGUUCGACGAACAAAGUAAUUUGUUGGAGAAAAUUUAUUUCGUGGAAGAGACUUAUCGAAUCGUUAUUUCUUUUUUAAAGUGUUCUCUAUAUCGCGACGUUGUAAAUGUUACUUUUUGGUUUGCAGAUAUUUUAUACAUUCCCUUCGCCGUGAUCGAUUUGACUUGCACCGCGAAAUCUCCGGAGCAAUUGUCUCGACACGUCAAAGGGAGAAUCGAAACGUAUCGUACUUCUUUUUCGAAGGUUCGUCCAGAAUAUGGUUUGAAAAAAGAAAAUAUUUUCGCUUCUCAUCGUACAAUCGUGUGCACGGUUUCUUUCUUCGUCUCGUUCAACGUAAGUUCACAACAUGGUAUCACGUUUUCUAGAAUUCGCAACUAUAUUUUCUUCGGACGAAAACAAAGAUGCAACAACAGAUACAGUGAACCCUCGAUGAAACGACUCUGGUCGAGUUCGUUUCUGAUCUUAUAUCAAGAAGAGGUAGCGGUUUUAGUUUAGAAUUCCAAUUAAAUAUCUUCGAGAGACCUAUACAAAUAUCCCAGUGAUUCAAUGUCCUUCCCACUCUUGGAAUUUAUUCGCGUCGUUUUAUCGAGGGAGGAAUGCUAUACACCCAGUCGUGACAGGACCGAAGGAAACCCAUGAGAAAACGUCGAUGCACAGAAGUCGUAUUGUCGGUUCCGCUCCACGCAAUCUCAGUUAUCGAAUUUUAAGGGGUGAUAAAAAAAAAACGCGACGCGGUUCGUGGUCUCAGUUCGAGGGGAUAAUUUCUAUUGUUCCGUCGAGCGAUAGACGUGUGAUCGCGCCUGAAACUUCUUCGGCUCAAUGUAUACGUAAAAAAAAAGAAGCGAAACAAAACAGAAGAAAAGUGAAAUGAAAUUAGGAAAGAUGAAGAAAGAGUGGGAGUGAAAGGUUUUUAAGGGAUGAAACGCACGUAAAUGAGUUCCGAGAAUCGGUGUAACUAUUUGUAGAAAAGCUUUACGCGUGACUCUAUUAUACGAAUUAUUAUUAUUAUCAUUAAAUAGUAUCGUCGACAUUAUUUUUAUUAUGUUUAAUUAUAUAACAUAGUUACGGUCUUUUGAUGUUAAAACUUCUCGCGUAACGCGGUCCGUUUCUCGAUUAACUAAGAACGAAAAUGGGGGAAAAAAAAGACGAACAGAUUCACGGCAGCCAGGAAACGGGCCGGCGGAAGUGGCGGCGCCGAUACGUCCGACAAAUUAGGGAUAUACGUAAAAACUGCUAAUUAAUUAUCAACGAUUAGUAAUCGGUCGAGGAGUUUGUACAGUACUCGCAGGAGGUGUGAGAUUCGUAGCGGUCGUGUUAUAUACGUACGUAUGCAUUAAGUCUUAAUCGUUAGUGACUGCAGAUCGAAUGGAAACAAAGGAAAAAUGAAAAAAAAAAGACAGAACGAGAAGUGGGCCGAAUUUAAGGCGCUUUUCUUUGGAGAAAGUCGUCGGGUGUUGUCUCGACCGAGCGAACGAUUUAAGAACGAUGGCGUUUCCGUUCCCUCCUUUCCUUUUCUCUUCGAGCUCGCCAUUUCGUUUCCUGCCUUACGGUUCUCCUUCAGAGAUGGGCGAUAUUCUUACAAUAAAAACUAUUUUCAGGAUUACAUUUUACGAAUUUAAAACUCGUCGCAAAAGAAUUCCAUCCGCUUGAUGAUUUCACAUACCUUCAUUUGCGUGUAGACAAAAAUACCAAGUACGACAUGUACCCGAAUCUCAACGAAUCCAAAAAAAAACGUAAUGUUGUCCAUCUCUGGUCACGACGAUCGUUGCUCCCAGUUGUAGUUUUGCCGAUGUUUUGUUGAUACGGAGCGUUGACACCGAGAGUUGCGCGUUUAUUGCGUGUCAACCGACUGUUUGCGUUGUGUCUGCGUUUCCCCAUUCGAAGAACGAUCGACGUCGACGGAGACUUUUAUCCCUUUUCUUUGUUAAGAAAACACGAUUGUUUCUCUUUGUUGAUUUUAUGGGAUCGAAGGGGAUGGAGACGCGGAUUGUAACACGCCACGGUUCCUGAAAUCGUUCGAGCGAGUCGAGGCGGAUCGGCGCGCGAGGCGAACAAUUUCUAGAUUAAAAGAAAACGCAAAAAAAAGUAAUGUGCGGGCGCCGUCCACAUACGAAGCUUUCUCGUCGGAUAACCAUUAAGCUACCUAUGGCAUCUACAUUGUUAUAGAAUAUUAUUCCAAAUAAUUGACGCGUAAUCAUAUCAUAUUAACGUUCAUAACGCUUCCUCGUGCUCUCCCCCAACCCCCUCAUCCCUUCGUCCCUCACCUCAAACGCCUCGCGAAACUUCCCCUCGUCGCUUUCCUUUACCCUUUCCCAUUUCCCCGACGUCCAAACGAUUUACUCGCUCUAUUCUUACCAUUUAUUAUAGAUGUAUCAUAUUGAACUUAAAUAAUAUCGAUUAGGUCUAUACGUAUACAUAUAUACAUAUAGGGUUAUUGAGAAAAGGAAACGCGAGGAAAGGAAACAACAAAGCGACACGAAUAAACGUCAACGUAACAUUGCGUUAGUAGUACAACUUUGCCCGACUUGCCAAAACUCGCGUAACCACGAAUACAAUUUACUCCUCUCGCGAUGACGAUGAUGAUGACGACGAAGAUGAUAACGAAUAGAACACGGAAAACUUGCGUAUGGCGUGGUAGAUGCGCCCUCGAGGGUACACGAGCGCGAGCGCGCACGCCAAGACUUCUCUUAUCCGAAUUAAGGAAAUAAUGUAAAACGAACACUAUAGAGUGUGGAUUAACUAGAGCUUACGAUCCUGUACUUGUAUUAAAAUUCACGUGUGCACGUGUCACGCGUAGUUUCGAAAAGACACGGGUCUUGUUCGAAGCUUGUUCUUCUUGUUCUCUUAUAUCAUGUCCGUUUAAGGGCCUAUGCAGACCGGAAAGCCAAGGGAACCGAAAGCACGCGUGCUCGAAUCAAACGUUCGCCAACGUUCGCCAAGAUACGAACGCAUGUGCCUUCGGUUGCCUUGACUCUUCCAUCCGUGUGCGUGUCACGUGAAAUAACAUUACGUGUCGCUAUGCCUGUCACUUUAAUUUCACCCUAAUUACACGUGUAUCCGUGCACACAUGAAAUAUAGAAGGCUCUAGGCUCAAGCGUUACACGAAACGAUGUCACAACGUUUUCGAUGUGUAAGAAUGAUCGCUAGAGUGUUCACGACUAAUGAACAGACAGAAAGUGAGAAGUGAGAGAGAUUGAUCGAAAUCGUGCGAGUGGGAGCAAGAAGAAAGAGUGAAAGAUUAUGCGUGUGUGUGUGAAAGGGAAUAUCAGCAAGAAUCGCGCCGUACUACAUACAUAUAUUCGUAAGAUGGAAAACUCGACGAAAAUUAAAGUUAGAUUUAUUCUUGACUAGAUUGCGUACCGAUCAAUAAUGGGAAAAUUUACAAAAAUGAACGAAUGGUGUUAUUUAAUAACGAAGUGAGGAAAAAAAAAAGGAAGAAUUUGUUAUAUUUUCUUUUUUACGUGUAAAUCUGAUUGUUUAUUUAUGAGCUGUUUAUUUUACAUAUUUUUUCGUAUAUUUGUUUUUUGUUAAUUGCGGAAAGAGAGAGAGAGAGAAUGAUAGAGGUACCGACGAGUGUCUGUCUUCAUUUUUACGAUAAAAGCAGCGCGAUUAUUUAAACGUGCGUUGAUUAUAUUUAAACGAAAUCGAAAGACGACGAUUACGUUGCGUACCGCAGUGCGACCAUCAGACCUCUUCGAGUCCUUCGUGCCAUAAGGAAACUAAACGUGUAUGAUAGCGGUACGUGGAGAAACAAUUCGAUCGCCUUUCGAAAUUUAUAGAAAAAGCAGUGCGUUUGGUUAUAAAAUAAUUAUUUCUAUUAUAUGUUUGUUUCUAUUCUUCGUGUUAGGGAAUCUUAUGAAAUCUGUUCGCGUGCGUUACACUUAGGAACGGAAUUAGACGUAAGCGACGAGAAAAGGAAUAUUCAAUGGCCAUGGAAGCUUGUUCCUCUUGUUCGAAGAAAGUGUUCAGCGAGCUCGUUCCUCGGUGAUGAUGUUCGCUUACAACUGAUUCCGGUUGUCGGUAGCCUGGUCAAGUGCUGGUGGUCUACUCUCUAAGUGUUGUUUCUUUCAUUGGCAGCUGUCCCAUUUUUCCACGCGUGCGUUGAAUACUAUUAUUUUUACGACUCUUCUCUACGGUAGUUCCCUGCUCGCGAGCAACACCGUCGGUGUCAUGGCGGCAGAGGUGGGCACGAGUUUAUUAGAAUUAGAGGCGACGAACAAAAUUAUUCGAUUGGAGAGUUCAGUUUUAGCUUGUUCGUUGCGAGAUACUUUAUUUUACAAUUCAAUUGCUAGCUUUUUAUGGAUGGAUGAAAAGUUACGUACUAUUUUGUUCCAUUUAUGCAACACGAUAAAGAGUCGUCCUUACUUUAUUCGUUGCUUGAAAUAAUUUUAUCCGGAUGAGAAUGUUGCCCAUCUCUGGCCGCCGGUUAGUUUCUUAGCGGGUCGAUGACGCCUCGAGAAUUCCACGAGCGGAGAAGGGGUGAAUUCCACCCCUGAUUCGCCACCCCGGUGUAUUCUGCGCGAAAAACGGAACAUCCUGCUCUCCCAGUGGAACGAUCGUGCGAUUCUCAAAGCUCUGUUUGUUACGUUCCCGUCCCCUAUUAUUGUUCUGCGCCGUUUCGCGGGUUACUUAAGAAUAUUGUUUAUCGUUUCGACGCGAUCGAGCGAGAGCGGUGGUUUUGUUAUUAGAAAAGUAAGUCGAACAGAAUGAUAAUUAAAGGAAAAGAAAAAAAAAAGAAAAAUAACUGAAAAGCUAUGUAGAGCAGAGUUGAGCAGUGAUUACGUUCGAUUACCGAUCGCUCAGUAAUUACAAUCGUGGAUCACGAUUUGCUCGACACUGACGUAGAGCCGGGUUAGUGCACAUGUGUUUCUUUCGUUUCCCCACGAGUCCGACAGGACCAUGGGAUUUACGUUCGGAUAAAUUCUCUUUCGAGUGCUCGGACGCUUCGACGCGACGUACUGUGAUCGUUAUAUCGUUUUCCCGCGCAAAAACGGAAGCCAUUGUUCCUCAUUUUUAUCCCGUCUUUUGUACCAGUGCGAUCGAGUUUCUUCCAGAGAUGGGCAAAAUUUCACUCUAAUGGUAGAAAACGCGUAUAACCAAACUUAUACAGAUUAAUUCGCGACGUUUAUUAUUAUUAAGUUUUUGUUCGUUCAGUGUGAGAUACAAUGUAAUCUAAAUUCAAACUAUUAUUCAACUUAUAACAAACAGAACAUUGUUUAUUCGUUUCAUAUUCAGAUAAGAAUUUUGCUCGUCUCUGUGUCCGCCAACUCGCGAACCAUUUGUCGGAAGAGUCGUGCGCGCACGUGCGCGUGCACUCACGCACACGCAUACACAUCCAUUGUACGCGUCUACGCACCCUCAUUGCGCAAAACACAUACGUAAACGUACACGCAAACACUUACACGCAUACACACCGUAAGAGGAAGAGAAAGAAAGGAAAAGAACGAAAUAUCGAAUCCGAGAAUUUAGGUCUUAAUUAUUGUCUCUUUGCUGUACCUACAAUUAAACGAAUGGAAAGCCGUGUAUUACUUCAAGAGUUUCUUCGAUGUAAAUAAUUAACACUACGUAAAAAAAAAGGUUAAACGUUUGCUCAGUGAGCGAGGAGCCGCGGUGAUCGAAAUAACAGAUCAAUCGAUUACACUAAUUCGAUCGAUCGCCCGUGAAUCGGUAGCAGCCGCGGCUCAUCGCGUGCCGCUGGAUGAUACCUAAUUAAUGUAAUAACUAUAACGAUAAGAGAGCGUAGCUGUCCUUCAAUACCUACCUACCACGUUAAGUAAUAAAAGUAACGGAAUAAUGGAGUCUCUCAUGUCUACCGACUACUUCAAGAUUAGUAUUAUAUACCCGUACGAUGAAAGGUGACGACGACGAGGGUGGCGAUUGACGACGACAACGACGACGACGACGACGACGAUGACGACAGGCGAAAAGGUAAUCCAUUGACAAUGAAUGUAAAUGUAUCCAUUUUCGAAACUUGAUGUAGAAUUAUACUCAUAAGCUAUAUCUAUGAUAUACAAACGAAAUAAAAGCGUAUAGUAAAUUA